AUGAUUGACGGAUCUCCGGACAAGUUGUACAAGAGGCUCGAGGAACUGGGGAGAGGAUCAUUUGGAAAGGUAUAUAAGGUCCAACAUCGGAGAACAGGAGAGUUCUAUGCUUUGAAGCUUGUUGCGUAUCAUGGAAUGAGCACCAAACUGUACGACAUGCAGACGUCAGAAAUAGAGCUUCUUACAUCUGUUCAUCACCCCGGGAUUAUAAACUAUCAUGAAGCAUACGAUGAUCACGAAAAUAAGGAGUUCGGUAUCAUAAUGGACAUUUUCACCAAGGGUGACCUACACAGCUACAUUAACAAAAAGAGGGUCACUAAGGCAUCUGUUUCAGAGCAAAGCAUAUGGGCGAUUCUUUCACAACUUGCCUAUGCCCUGUCGUACUGCCACAGCAAGACACGUGCCCAGGGGAUCGAGUUUGGGGUUGUAAUUCAUCGAGACAUAAAGCCUGAAAACAUCCUGAUCAGCGAUGAUGGCAGAGUUGUUUUCUCGGAUUUCGGUAUCUGCAGGGCUCUCGAAGAGCGUAAGGCAACGGGAACAAUCGUGGGGACCGUCGCAUAUCUUGCCCCCGAGAUUGCUAGCAUGAAAUCCUACGAUGAAAAGGUUGAUAUUUGGUCACUCGGAUGCACCAUCUACGAGCUGUGUACGAAGACAUUGCUCUUUCGUGCCAAGAACAUAUCUGACUUGGCGAACAAACACAAGGAAUUCAGUUCUGAGUCCCUAAUCAUUCAACAUCACGGAUAUAGCGAGCAGCUAGAGACAGUGCUCAAAGCAAUGCUUCAAGUGGAUCCCACUGUUCGCAUAUCUGCUGCAGAAAUCUGUCACAUCGAUAGAGUGCGCGUGGAGCUCGAUAAGUUCAAGCAGAUGAUGGCCGAGAAGGGGAAGCCUAUACCCCAGGAGGUCCCCGUGCCCAAUGCGCCCCAGACCCCCGUGAAGCAGGCGGUUUCAGCUUCGCCCUCGCCGUUCGCGCAUCUCAAGUGGAGCACCAGCAAUUCACAACAAGAACAGCGCCGCCUUCCUCAGAGUAGACCAAUGAGCCCCCCGCCUGUUGAGGAUGUGCGUCCUCGCAAAGUCCCUCCGCAGAAUAAUCCAUCAAUAGAUGACCUUAUUCUUGCUGUCAGACAGAAUAAUAUCACAGACAUCCGAAACCUUUCGAAAACGCUGGCCCGUAAGACAGAUAGCUCUGGCCGGUCAGCAUUAAUGCACGCUGUUAUAAUGGACAGAAUAGAGGCGGUAAAGAUCCUCGCCCCCUUAGAGUCUGGACUGAUGGACAAGAGUGGACGUACCGCUUUGCACUAUGCAUGUGCGAAGAAGGAGCCAAAUAAGCAAAUGCUCUUGCUUCUCGGAGAAGUUGAGGGCCGUGUGGUGAACUCAAUUGGAAGAACAUCGCUGAUGCUUUUGAUAAAGGACGGGCGUAAAGACGUUGCACAGCUCCUGGUAAACAAGUCGUAUGGCGUUCAGGAUGUGGCAGGCACCACAGCACUGAUUCUGGCUAUACGUUAUGGGCAGACAGACAUAGCCAUGCAACUAGUGCACAAAGAACAGAAGCUUGUGAUGAAGAAUGGGUGGUCGGCUUUGAUGGAGGCAGCACAACAGGGAAAUGUCACCGUGGCAAGAGCACUAAGAAACGCUGAGUUUGGACUCAGGGGCAACAUGGAAUGGACCGCGCUCAUGGUCGCAGCAGCUCAUGGCAGUGACGGGGUCUGUAAGAUUCUAAUGGACGUCGAAGGAAAGCAGCGCGAUACCCUGGGAGAAACAGCACUGAUGAAGGCUGCGCGGGCUGGCAAGUCAAACUGUGCGCAGGUUCUUCUUCGUGCUGAAGGAAAGCUCGUACGGCCGGAUGGGAAGAGUGCACUGAUGUGCGCUGCAGAGGCCGGCCAUACAGAGUGCGUUCGUGUACUCUGUGCCACUGAAGCAGGGCUAAGGAAGCAGGAUGGCCGCACGGCCCUGAAGUUCGCUCUCGAACGAGGACACACUGAGUGCGUCGAUCUUUUGCGGCCCUACGAAGAUGUCACCUCCCCACGACAAGAUGUUAACUGUACGGGAAAACGGAAGUAA
Molecule: messenger RNA, 2058 nt
Organism: Giardia duodenalis
Lineage: Eukaryota; Fornicata; Diplomonadida; Hexamitidae
Product: Kinase, NEK
Exons: 1
Coding region: 1-2058 (685 amino acids)
Biological process (GO): protein phosphorylation
Molecular function (GO): protein kinase activity; ATP binding; protein binding
Source: RefSeq, a predicted model, not a curated record